Molecule: messenger RNA, 2205 nt
Organism: Synchytrium microbalum
Lineage: Eukaryota; Fungi; Chytridiomycota; Chytridiomycetes; Synchytriales; Synchytriaceae
Exons: 13
Coding region: 1-2205 (734 amino acids)
Molecular function (GO): protein binding
Source: RefSeq, a predicted model, not a curated record
AUGUCAGGCUUCCAGCAGCAACAGCAGCAGCAGCCGGGAGCAACCACGAUGCCAUCGCAAGGAUACACUCUACCAGGAGUCCUACAUUUCUUGCAACUGGAAUGGAGGAGAUUCGAGCGUGAUAGAAAUGACUGGGAAAUCGAGAAAUCUGACCUUAAGUCUAAAAUAGCCUUUUUGGAAAGUGAACGACGAGGAAUGGAUAAUAUGAAGACUGAUUUGCUGAGAAGAAUCAAGAUGCUCGAGUAUGCUCUCAGACAAGAACGGAACAAGUAUUCUACAAUGCAUGCAAACAAUACAGCCCAAGGAGCAGAAACGCCGUCAGAACCUGCAAUGUCGCCAGAGCCUGGGGCAGCUCCAUUGACGACCGAUCAUCGUGAUAUACCACCUGAUACAGGAACACUAGAUCGAGGUGACCCAAUGGCUAGUCGGCAAAAUACAAUGGGACCAGGUCAAGGUGGUACAUUAUUGCAUUUCUCGAAGGGUGUAGGACAUAUGCGUACGAGAGAAAUACUGAAAAAUUAUCUACGAGAAGCUGGACAAUUAACAUCACCCAGUUUGGCGGCUGGUCUUCCGCUACGCUCACACGAAGACGACAUGUCUGCACCUCAGUCCUCCGCCGAUACAACUUCAAGACGAGAAAUGCCACCUCAAACCAACUCACCGCUUCCACCUCAACACCAACAACAAUCCAUGCCCGAUCGUAAUAAUAAUAAACCUGUAGAAAGCCGCCCGCCACCACCCAGACCAGCCACAAAUGGUGUUUCAGAACCUGUACCAACCACUGAUUUAGGAGAUUUAGACGGUACACCCCCAUCUCCGUCACCUAGCGAGACGUUUUCUGAUUCAUUGAGUAGACAGAAUACGGUUAAGAGAGUUGGUAGGACUGCUGACCUUGGUGCUGAUCAGGAAGUUCCAUCCGUGGAGGAGGUGCAAGAGAAACUGAAACUGCCAAAUGAUGGAAAGACGCAGAAGAUGAUGAACAAGUGGGCUGCAAAACCACCAGUGCAACGGUCUGCAGAUGAUCCAUUGGCGUCACUGAGUCUGUCUGAAGAAGAUACAGAAGAUUCAACGACCAAGAAAUCGGCGGGAUCCAAAGAUCUGACAUCCACAGAGGUGAUAUGGAGGCCAAAGGGAACACUUCGGAGUCAUAUGGAUGCUGUUCGAGCAGUAGCGAUGCAUCCUACAGUUCUCGCAGCGCUGUCUGGAUCAGAAGAUCAUACAGCCAAACUAUGGAAUCUACAAGAUUACAUGGGAACAAAAAAGCCUCCUCAAGAUUUAGAACCUAUAUUUACAUAUCGAGGGCAUACUGGACCUAUAACGUCAGUUGCGUUUGGUCCAGGCUCAACACCAGAGAGAUGCUUCACUGCCAGUAUGGACUCCACAAUACGUGAAUGGAUUAUCCCCAACCUGAUUCGAGAUGUUUACGCACCAUAUGAUUCAAAACUCAAAGUAAAUACCUAUGUUGGCCACUCGGACGCUGUAUGGGAUGUCAGAUCUCAACCGUCUUUAUCGCAAUCAUCAAUACUCGCAUCAUGUUCCGCCGAUGGAACCAUAAAACUUUGGAAUACGUCGGACUCAAGUCGUGGAUUAAGAACGACACUGUGGUAUGGUGGAGCCAAAGUCAACGGAACUGCAGGAAGCUCGGAUCAUCAUUCGCCAAUCACCACCCCAUCAUUGUCAGACUCGCCGAAUCCCACAUCAAUAGAUUGGAUACCGUCGAAUUUAACAAGGCUGAUAGCUGCAUACCAGAAUUCUACUGCCAAGGUGUUUGAUAUUACAACAGGGUCUGAAAUACUUUCGUUGAAGAGUGCUGAAUCAUAUGAUGGAACACCAGGUACCCAAAUCAACAAGAUAAUAUGUCAUUCGACCAUGUCGUUGGCAUUUACUGCUCACGAGGACAAGUGUAUAAGGAUAUUUGAUCUGAAUUCGGGCCUAUGUAUACAUUCAAUGAUUGCGCACUUGGACUCUGUGACUUCUCUGGACAUACAUCCUCUGGGUCUCUCAUUAGUGUCUGGUGGUCAUGAUUGCUCGAUGCGAUUCUGGGAUUUAUCAUCACGUAAUUGUAUGCAAGAGUAUUCUUCUCAUAGACGGAAGGGCAAUGAGGGUAUGUGGUCGGUGAAAUUCCACCCAACUUUGCAUGAUACACUGAUAAGUGGUGGUGCGGACUCUACUGUGAAAUUGUAUAGACAUGGGUCAGUGGCAUGA